Molecule: messenger RNA, 1472 nt
Organism: Pangasianodon hypophthalmus (striped catfish)
Lineage: Eukaryota; Metazoa; Chordata; Actinopteri; Siluriformes; Pangasiidae
Gene: usp18
Product: ubiquitin specific peptidase 18
Exons: 11
Coding region: 151-1140 (329 amino acids)
Biological process (GO): protein deubiquitination
Cellular component (GO): cytosol; nucleus
Molecular function (GO): cysteine-type deubiquitinase activity; cysteine-type endopeptidase activity
Source: RefSeq, a predicted model, not a curated record
ACAGGUUGUUGCUCCGCCUAGAACAGAAACUUAGGAAUGAAACGAAAGUGAAAGUGAAAGUGUUUCGUUUCUAGUUAAGAUUCGCUGUGAGUAAAGUUUACACUACAGCAGGUCAGUGUACCACCACUUUGUCCGAAAGCUUCACUGCAGAUGGGAAUGGCUUGGUCCAGAUCGGAUUCUUUCAACAGAACUAGAGCCGUAGGUGUGAGAGGGCUUUCGAAUUGCAGUCUCUCCUGCUGUGUAAAUGCUUUACUGCAGUCUUUUGCAGCCACUACAGAAUUACAGGAGUUGCUCAGCAGAUGGCAGCCAUCUAAGGAAUCUGGUACCUACAAUGUUCCCUUGGAGCUCAAAAGAGCAUUAGAAGCCAUGAAGGAUAAAAGCCAGGCCAGUCCUCAUCUGGAUUUUCUGGAGUGCCUUCACCAUAACCGCAUUUGCCGGUUAACUCAACAUGACGCUGAUGAAGUGUUCCACGCCACCCUAAACCUCAUUCAGAAGCAGAUGUCUGACCAGCAAAUUGCUGCAGAGAUAAAAAAUCUUUACAUAACCGAGGUGGAUGUAUGCACUCAGUGUUUAGGCUGUGAGAAUGUACACCGUGUCCCCAACUUGUUUCUCAGCAUUCCACUAUAUCUGCAGGAGGACGAGACCACCUUGAAGGACUGUUUAAAAAUGUCGUUUGAGUCUCAGAAGUUGGAAGGCAGUGACGCUUUUUAUUGUGUCAACUGUGAAGUGAAGACACCAUCUGUUCAGGGGUCCAAGCUUGUUUCCUUGCCAUCUAUCCUAUGCUUUAAUCUAAAGAGGUUCAGAAACAACAGUGGCUUUACCAGAAAGCUGAACACCAAAGUCAGUUUCCCUGAAACUAUUAAUAUGGCUGAAAUGAUACCUGAGGAGCAUUCCCAAGUGUCUGAGAGCAGGUACAAACUGUAUGCAGUCAUAGUUCAUUCUGGGACAGCCAUGAUGGGACACUACACAGCGUACAUCUAUUCCACAGACUGCAAGUGGUAUUAUAUUGAUGACAGCGACGUGGUUCAAGUCAGCUGGGGGGAGGUUCAAAAAACGUAUGGAGGGAGAGGACGGUUCAGUGAUACUGCUUAUAUGCUGCUGUACAGGACACUGAGCUCAGAGAAGCCCAAGAAUCCCUAAGAUGACGUUAAGCCUCCUUUAAACCAAAUUAAAUGAAAUGAAGUAAAGCACUACACUAUAGAACUAUUAAAAAAAUUAGAUUGUACUAGAAAUAUUUUGUAUUAAAUAUUAUAUAUAAAUGAAUUAUGGUAUAUAAGACAUUUGGUGUAUGUAGCAUUAAUCAUCAUAGGAAAUCAUUUUCUUGGUAGUAUUUUUGUAUCAGACUUACAUUAAUGAUUCAGAUUAUCUGUCAAAAGGGCACACAGGGAAGAGAGUUGUUUCACUUAUUUAUGCCUCUAUAUAUUAAAUUACAUUUUCUGUAAAAAAAAAAAUAAUAAAACCUGACUUCUUCA